Molecule: messenger RNA, 1009 nt
Organism: Habropoda laboriosa
Lineage: Eukaryota; Metazoa; Arthropoda; Insecta; Hymenoptera; Apidae
Product: WD repeat-containing protein 61
Exons: 8
Coding region: 26-1009 (327 amino acids)
Molecular function (GO): protein binding
Source: RefSeq, a predicted model, not a curated record
UUGAAGAUAAUGCACAUUACUUAAAAUGUAUUCGUUACUUAAUAAAACAGAAAAUGCUCAUGAAGAUAGCAUUUGGACCUGUGCUUGGGGCUGUUUUAAGAAGAAAAAGGAAUCACAGCCAUAUAAUGAAGAUUCGCGUGAUUCUGUGCAAUCUAAUGAUGAAGAAAUAUUAGAAUACUUAGUAACUGGGUCAGUUGAUGAUACUGUUAAAGUUUGGCAACAAAAAGAUAAAAGUUUACAAUUAAAACAUCAACUAACUGGUCAUUCACUUGGUGUUGUGUCUGUUGCUGUAAGUUCAGAUGGCUCAAAAUGUGCAUCAAGUUCAUUAGAUUCUAGUUUAAAACUAUGGGAUUUGGAAACUGGAGAAAAAUUAUCCAGCAUCGAAGUAGGUCCAGUGGAUAUUUGGACAGUAGUAUUUUCCCCAGAUGAUAAAUUCAUUGUGUCUGGUAGUCAUUCUGGUAAAAUAUAUUUGUAUGGAACAGAAAGUGGUAAACAGGAACAAACAUUAGAUACUAGAGGUGGCAAAUUUACAUUAAAUGUUGCAUAUAGUCCUGAUGGUAAAUAUAUUGCUAGUGGUGCAAUAGAUGGAAUUAUCAAUAUUUUUGAUGUUACUUAUGGAAAAGUGUUACGUACAUUGGAAGGUCAUGCAAUGCCUAUCAGGUCCCUUUGUUUCUCACCAGAUUCUCAAUUACUUCUUACUGCAUCAGAUGAUGGGCAUAUGAAAUUAUAUGAUGUGAAAGAUGCUAAUUUAGCAGGAACUAUGUCAGGUCAUGCUUCAUGGGUACUUGGUGUUGCUUUUUCUCCAGAUGGACAACAAUUUGUAUCUAGUAGUUCAGAUCAUACAGUUAAAGUCUGGGAAUUAGCACAACGACAAUGUUUACAUACAUUUAAUGAACAUAAUGACCAGGUAUGGGCUGUAAAAUACAAUCCACAAAGAAAUAACAUAAUUGCAUCAGUAUCUGAUGAUAAAUCUAUCAAUCUUUAUGAAUGUCCACUGUAUGAUAAAUAA